Molecule: messenger RNA, 1422 nt
Organism: Gracilinanus agilis (Agile Gracile Mouse Opossum)
Lineage: Eukaryota; Metazoa; Chordata; Mammalia; Didelphimorphia; Didelphidae
Product: ras GTPase-activating protein-binding protein 1-like
Exons: 1
Cellular component (GO): cytosol; ribonucleoprotein complex
Molecular function (GO): mRNA binding
Source: RefSeq, a predicted model, not a curated record
AUGGUUAUGGAGAAGCCAAGUCCCCUGCUGGUCGGGCGGGAAUUUGUGAGACAGUAUUAUACUCUGCUGAACCAGGCACCAAACAUGCUGCAUAGGUUUUAUGGCAAGAACUCAUCUUAUGUUCAUGGAGGUUUAGAUUCCAAUGGAAAACCAGCUGAUGCCAUCUAUGGACAAAAGGAAAUCCAUCAGAAAGUGAUGUCCCAAAACUUUACAAAUUGUCAUACCAAGAUUCGUCAUGUGGAUGCUCAGGCUACCCUCAAUGAUGGUGUUGUAGUCCAGGUGAUGGGAUUGCUAUCUAAUAAUAACCAGGCAUUUCGAAGAUUUAUGCAGACAUUUGUACUUGCUCCUGAGGGUUCUGUUGCAAAUAAAUUCUAUGUUCACAAUGACAUCUCCCGAUACCAAGAUGAGGUUUUUGGUGGCUUUAUCACUGAACCCCAAGAAGAAUCUGAGGAAGAAGUAGAAGAACCAGAAGAAAGGCAGCAGACCCCUGAGGUCGUUCCUGAUGACUCUGGAACUUUUUAUGACCAGACUGUCAGCAAUGACCUGGAGGAGCAUCUGGAAGAGCCUGUUGUGGAGCCAGAGCCUGAACUAGAACCAGAGCCUGAGCAGGAAGCUGAAACUGAAAGUCAUGAAGAAAAAUCUGAACCAACUUUGGAAGAGCCUGUUUCUGAGGAGACUCAAAAGAGUUCAUCUUCUCCUGUCCCUGUAGAUAUAGCUCCAGCAGUACAGGAGGACCUGAGAACAUUUUCUUGGGCAUCUGUGACCAGUAAGAACCUCCCACCUAGUGGAGCUGUUCCAGUGUCUGGGAUACCACCUCAUGUUGUUAAAGUACCAGCAUCACAGGCUCUCCCAGAAUCAAAACCGGAAUCUCAGACACCACCACAAAGGCCCCAGAGGGACCAGAGAGUGAGGGAACAAAGAACUAAUAUCCCACCCCAGCGGGGACCCAGACCAAUUCAUGAAGGUGGUGAACAGGGUGAUAUGGAUACAAGGAGAAUUGUAUGAUAUCCAGACAGUCACCAGUUUUUUGUUGGAAAUCUUCCACACGAUGUGGACAAAGCAGAACUAAAAGAUUUCUUCCAAAGUUUCUGUGUUUCGUUCAAAGGUUAUGGGAAUGUUGUGGAACUUCGAAUUAAUAGUGGUGGAAAGCUACCCAAUUUUGGUUUUGUGGUGUUUGAUGACCCAGAGCCUGUUCAGAAGAUCCUUGGCAGCAGGCUCAUCAUGUUCAGAGGUGAAGUGCGUUUGAAUGUUGAAGAAAAGAAGACAAGAGCUGCUAGAGAAGGUGAUCGUUGGGAUAACAGGCCACGUGGACUAGGAGGCCCACGCAGUGGCCUAGGUGGAGGAAUAAGAGGGCCUCCCCAUGGAGGAAUGUCCCAGAAACCAGGAUUUGGAGCCUGAAGGGGAAUUGGUCAAUGUCAGUGA